UCAAGUAUUAAUAUUCGUCUGCUGGGCACUUGAUGGAACAAUCACCCACGAUCGGAUGUCAAUACCUUCAUAAUUUCAUAUUUCAUAUUCAUAAUUUACUUCACUUUCACUGACGUUGCUGUAAGGAAAAAGCAAAAAUAGCCGAAACAAAAACGGCGCUUACUUGAUUCCGAUUACUGCCGUGCGAUACGAUUGCAUACACAGUCACCUGCGUUGUGUGGUUGAUGACGUUGUCAGUCGGUGAGCGGAUGGAAGCACCGUGAAAUGGUACAUCUCGGAUGCAUUGAGCGUCGCACUCAGCCAUGAAUGAAAACAGUAGCGAUGGAUUUGUUCGCCCUUUGUGGCUCACUGAUCCACCGAUUGAAGGCCAGGAAGCGUUUUUCGAAGGCGUUCCAAUGGUCGAACUUGAAGUAAAAACGAUGACGGCGCCUGAACAGAAUCUUCCGAGCUUUAGAUCGCUAUUACAUAAAGUCAACGAACCCGCGAAAGAAACGAAUGGCUUUAUGGUGAACCAUGAAAGUAAAUUGGAAGAAUCGUUGUUAAGAGCAGUUCAAGAGGAAAACCUCGAAGUUGUCGAGGUCCUUAUUGAUCAUUAUCUACAGUUGUUUAAUUUGGAAGAAUUAUACGAUAAUUCCGUGUCAUCUGAAGCGACGCAAUCCAGAAAAACGCCAGUAAAUUUUCUGCCGCUUGUAGUAGCCGCGCACUUAGGAAACUAUGAUGUUUUGAAAUUGUUUAUUUCUAAAGGUUUUAAUUUGGAAAAACCUCACGAUGUACUCUGCGAGUGUGAACACUGUCAAGAGGAUUAUUUCAGGCAGUCACAAAAACGACUAGAUAUUUACAGAGCUAUGGCGAAUCCAAUAUGGAUCUCUUUAACGGGAACAGACCCGUUUCUAACCGCUUUCAAACUGAGCAAGGAUUUGAAAUCAUCCGCCAAGCAAGAGGACGAGUUUGAAAAAGAUUAUCUUGCAUUGUCGCUUCAAUGUGGCCAAUUUGCCUUAGGACUGUUGGACGAAUGUAAAACAUCUAAGGAACAGACCACCGUUUUAAACUUCCCCGGGAGUGAGGCCUCGAAAGGAGAAUUCUGCGAAGAAUCGUUGGGUUUAGUUCAUAGUGCAAUUGCAUACGGUCAAAAAGAGUUUGUAGCACAUCCGUUCUGUCAGCAUCUUGUUAUGAGCUGUGUGUUCAGCGGUGUUCCGUGGCGGACUCAAGGCAUCGCUUUUAGAAUACUCUACGUUCUCUUUCAAGUGUUGAUUUAUCCACUGAUGGCUUUUAUGUACUUCUUCUUUCCGUUCUUAAGAAUAAGCCGUAAAAUCAAAAGACCCUUUAUUAAGUUCGUCAAUCACACUGCUUCGUUUGUGAUAUUUCUCUCGCUUCUUGCGGCAUCUUCUCACGAACAAUUUAACAUACGCUUUGAUAAAGUACCAUCUGCACUGGAGUGGAUCAUCCUCAUGUGGAUUCUCGGAAUAGCAUGGGGAGAGUGCAAACAGGUGUGGCACGAUGGGGUCCUAAGAUACCUGUCUAGUGGAUGGAAUUGGAUGGAUAUCGGCAUGAUUGUUUUAAUUCUUGGAGCCUACAUAGGAUGGUUUGUGCGAAUGAUUAUUAGGCGUUACACCGUCUUGGACCGCGAAGCAGACCAAUUACUCUUGAGCGGCGCGGACGGUUUGUACGCUCUUGGUGUGAUUGCAAGUUUUUUUCGGCUGGUGUACCUGUGUCAAAUCAGCCGGUACCUAGGACUUCUCCAGCUCAGCCUAAGUCGUAUGGUGCGGGUGAUAUUUCAAUUCGCAUUCAUCAGUGUGGUGAUGUUGAUAUCGUUUUCUGUCAGUAUGACCAUGUUAUAUUCGUCAUCGUUUGAAGCGUACGGCCAAGAGAGGCCAGAGAGAAACACUACAGAUGUAAUACACAGUCUGAUAAGCAAAGGAUAUUACAGUCUAAUGACGACCAUGGUGACUAUGAUGUGGGCGAGUCUGGACAUGGUAACACUCGACAGUCUUCAGGUGUUCAAAGAUCAAAGCUUGAUUCAGAUUUGGAGCGCCAUCUUGUUUACGCUGUACCAUGCAGCUUCACUGAUUGUUCUCUUAAACAUGUUGAUUGCAAUGAUGAGUAACUCAUAUCAACGCGUAGAGGACAAUAUCGAAACAGAAUAUAAGUUCGCUCGCGCCCAACUAUGGGCAGAUUACAUCGGAGACGGAGUUGCUACUCUCCCUCCCCCCCUGAAUCUCAUUCCUUCUCCAAAGAGUAUCGUGCGAUGGGCUUGUAAACUAACAAACAGAUGUUUUGGAGUUCCCAAGAGACUGCCUUGUUGUACUAAUGAACAAUUUCGUGUUUACCAUGAAAGUAACAUGGAUGUCGAACAGAAGAAACAGAACUAUCAGAGUGUUGUCCGAGAGCUUAUCAGACGUUACUGGGCUAGAAGAAGACACCAGAAAACCCCUUCAGAAAAUGUAAUUCCUGAUCAUCUCGGUGCCAUGGCAAUAGUAAGGGACCAGGUGUCUGAUAUGUUGAGCGAAAUAAGGAACAUCUUAAAAACAAAUAAACAAAGAAAAGAUCGAGAACGGCAUCAGAAGUCAGACGAGGGCCAUUUACAGAUGGGAGAGUCUUCCAAGACCAAUGGAAAUCACAACCACGUUCAGCUCUGACCAAGAUCCUUCUGAUAAAGCUACAUUUGGUUUUUAAUGGCAAAAUAUAUCCAGUUUCUGGAAAAUACAACCUACAAUGAUAUUCGUAGAUGUAGCAAGGGUAAAAAUAUUAGAUGAAGUUCGUGUAAGAAUAAGCCACAAGAAAUAAUAUCGCUUCCAAAUAACUUAAGCUCAGAGCUGAAGUCUGUGGGUGGCAAAUAAUAACCUUGAGUGGAAUUAUUCUGAGGCGCGUUAUUACGCCUCUCUCUCUAGCAUGGAAGCAGGCCAUCGUUAUUAGCGCUUCGUUUAUUCGAAAAUAUGAUUUCGUGAGCAAGACGAACCGGUGAGAGGUCCGCAGGGGUUCUAGCACUGACGACAGAUCCUCGGCAAAUAUUUCCCGACUCCCACGAACCGUUUUCAAUCUUCCCGUGGGCGUAAAAACCUGCGCCCUGCAGCGCUUAUUAUGAAGGCCUGGCCUCUGGCUAGUCUCUAGACCUGCUCCACGACAGGCUAGUCUUUCUCAGUGGCGGAUCUAGGGAGGGGUCACGGGGGGUCACUCGGGUAGGGUUGUCUGGCAUUCCGAGGAGACUGGUGUGAUAAGCCCUUGCUUGCGCCUACCAAACUUCCACGUUUAAUCCAAUCAAUAAAAUCUGGAGAGAUGACAAACUAUCGAAAGAUGAUCCGCCAUAAAGUCUAAAAAUUAAGGAUAUUGCAUCAAUUUGCCCGAUGGUUUUAUAGGUCUACAGGAAUUCAGCCAAGGACACAGCUGACCGAUACCAAAAAUUUUCAAGGCACAGCAUUUGUUCUUACUUGGGAAGUAAGCUCAUUGUUGUAACAUAUUUUUCUAGGUAAUGUAACGUUUUGCACCUUUGCAACGUAGAAAUAGGUUGUAAAAGCAUUGAUAGGGUAGUCAGCUAACUUUGUUACAGUCUAACUUUUUUAUAAGAAAGGUGUCUACGCUAGCAAUUUUCUUUUUUACAUGAGUUCACUCAUUCUCAUACCAAAAUAGUGCUUUAUUCAACCACGUAUGUUUUACUAGUAUCAAUGAUUUAACGGUAAACAAAUGCGCCUGCAAUGUCGAUGUAAUAAAGGCCAGAGAUAUCCGCUGCACUUUAAAGCAUGAAAGUUUAAAGUUUUUUCGUUGGCGUUACGUCACGCAGCUGAAGUCUAUGGCCUUCUAAUAUUUAAACUAUGUCCUCUGCGACCAAAUUUGAAAUAAUUGAUACAAGUGAAAGAGGAAAAAGCCUCUGGUAUUUACUACACAUAGGGCAAUGCACAAAAUCGUUACAAGUUUCAGACGAAGGUCUCAAAUAUAAGCUGCAAUUGAAAGUCAAAAAUUCAUCAUUGAAUUUCAUACAAUGAUGGGAGAUUGAAAGGAAGUCUGAAAUGCUGUCAAAUUGUGAGUUAAAUGGAAUUAAAAGAGUUAGGAUAAGGCUUAAAGUGCUUGAAAAUUUAUCGAAAAUCUUUUUCUGACCUAAAACAGUUCUUUGGUACAAUUUCUUAAAUAAAAAGAAGGCCUUUGGCUUCAAAACUUCAGCUGUCUCACGCAUGCGCUUCUUUUUAUAAAAGUUAAAAUGUACAUGCAAGAGACAGAAACAUAUGAGAAAUGAAAGUGUAAAAAGGUUAGUUCUGAUUAAGGUAGUCAGUUACUGUUGUAAAAAGAUAAACCUAGUAACAAGAUGCAAUUUUAAAAGAA
Molecule: messenger RNA, 4311 nt
Organism: Stylophora pistillata
Lineage: Eukaryota; Metazoa; Cnidaria; Anthozoa; Scleractinia; Pocilloporidae
Product: short transient receptor potential channel 4
Biological process (GO): calcium ion transmembrane transport; regulation of cytosolic calcium ion concentration
Cellular component (GO): plasma membrane; cation channel complex
Molecular function (GO): store-operated calcium channel activity; inositol 1,4,5 trisphosphate binding
Source: RefSeq, a predicted model, not a curated record